Molecule: messenger RNA, 529 nt
Organism: Archocentrus centrarchus (flier cichlid)
Lineage: Eukaryota; Metazoa; Chordata; Actinopteri; Cichliformes; Cichlidae
Gene: c8h22orf15
Product: chromosome 8 C22orf15 homolog
Exons: 5
Coding region: 119-529 (136 amino acids)
Source: RefSeq, a predicted model, not a curated record
AAAAAGUGCAGACCACAACACUAAACUGCUUUUAUUGUUCCAGUUCGUGCCCAGUCUCGUCUCCUUCUCCGUACAGUAUCACUGGAGCUAAACUGCUGUCAGGACUCAGGACGGGAAAAUGUUUGUCACUGUCUUGUUUGGAGAUGGCAGGAUGGAAAUGUUCAAUCUCAACUGUAAGCUGAUAAACUUCAUCCAUCAUUUGAAGGAGAGGUGUGGUGUGGACUCCAAAGAGUGUGUGGACCUGAUGGACAGCAGCGGUAAAGUGAUGAACUUGGCAGCGAAGCAGCAGAGUUUGGCUCUGGCCAGCAGUGUGCUGGUAGACAGACAGUACUACGUCCUCCUACGAGUCUGCCGAGACGAUGAGGCUGGAGGUCAAAAAUAUGUCUCCCUCCAAAACAACCACUGCCAGAGUCAUCCUGAAUUAACAGAACUACUGAGGAAACUGACGGACAAGGCGCCAGACGGAAAGAUCAGAAGGGGACGGGCACCUCGGAGCAAAAACAUCUCUGCAAACAGCAAAAGCCACUAA